AUGGAUAGGAUAUUCUACAAUUCAAACAUACGAGAUCCAAUUACAAAUUUUCCAAUUUAUAUCUUUGAUACUUCAUAUUUACCAUCAACUGAGUUAAUAAAUUAUAAUGAAUUUAUACCAACAUUAAUGCAAAUUUUACCAACAAAACCUUAUGUAUUGGUGAUGUUUUCAAGUGGAUUAAACAAAGUAAGUUGGGUUUGGGGUUUGAAAUUUAUCAAAAAUUUUAUGAAUAAUAAUAAUAAUUUACAGAAUUUAAUUAAAAUUUUCACGGUUCAUGAAUCCUGGUUCAUCAAAUCUAUUACUUCAGUUAUUCAUAAUUUUCAAUCUACUAAACAAAAUAUUGAACAUAUAAAUAAUUUAUUAGAUUCUUUUACAAUUGAGUCAAAAAAGCUGUCAAAAACAUUUCAAACUGUUGUUAUACCGUGUUCAAAUUUAAGCGAAUUAAGUAAAUUUUUGAAUAUUACAAAUUUAAAAAUAUCAUUGAAUAUAUACAAAUAUGAUCUACAACUAGAAAAUGAAAUUAACUUAAAAAUCAAAUUCAAUCCAACAAUUAAUCCUCAUGUCACCUUAAAUUCAAAUAAUCAUCCUAUAUUAUAUCAUCACAUAUAUCAAUUACUAAACAUUAUUGAAUUAAACUGUUGCAAAACUGAACUCAUUUUUUAUAAACCUGGGAAAAAGGUAAAUAUUGAUAUUCUAUAUCAGUGCAUACUAAGAAAUCAAUUAAUAUCUAUAAAUGACUGGGACUUAUUUUGUAUCUCAGGCACUUUUAAAAGAAUAUUAUCAGAAAUACCACAUGCAUUAAUUUCAGUCAAUUCUAUUCCAUUACCUAUACAAGAUGAUUUUGAGUAUACUCAAUCAACAUUUAACAUAAUAAUAUCAUCACAUAGACAAUCACAAGAGACGGAAAAUUACGAUCAACUUUUGCUACAACUAUUUGACAUAUUCAACAAAUUGAUCGUUAAUGAAAGUAAAACAAAACACAAUAUAACAUCGAUAACGAAAUGCAUGAGCCAUUGCAUAUCACAAGAAGUAGUAUCAACAGAUAAAAGCUCAAUUUUAAUAAUACAAAGAUUUAUGAAAAACGUUCUACAAUACUGGGAUAAAUUACAUACAAAUCACUCAUACAAAUCUAUUCAAGAAAUAAUCAAAGUAGAAAGAUCCAAUCAAACCGAUUUUGAAAAAUCUUAUGAUAUAAGUUAUGACAUAACGUACGAAGAUGGAAGUGAUAGUAAUGACGAUGAUUCAAGAAUUAGUUUCAAUACUCAUUCAAUUUUAAAUUCAAAUUCAAAUUUAGCUCCAGAUGAAGGAUCAGAAGGAACUAACAGCACUGACACAGAGUGCGAAGAAUCAAAUCCAAAAUUACCUCCAAGACCACAAACAUUAGAAGAAGAACAACCACCGAAGACACCAAAAAGACCAAAAUCGUCAAAAGAAUUACCUAGUACCCCAAUUAGUCUACCAAAAGAAUCAUCUAAAACUCCUAGUAGACUACCUAAAGAAUUACCUACAUUACCACAACGAAGCAAACUUUCAGUACAAGAAAAAGAGGUUACGAAAUCACAACCAAUAUUGGUACAAUCUAAGGAAACAAAUCAACCUAGUUUAACUACAUCCAAGUCACUCACCACAAACAUUAAUAAUUCAUCACAAGAAGACAAAGAAAACAUAGAAGAAUCUCACUCAUCAACAACAAUUCUUAACCAAACAAAUUUAAAACGUCAAAAUGAAAAACCUUUAAAUAACGUAUCAAAUUUACAAUUUUUACAAUAUCCACCACAAAAAUAUCAUUUCACUCCAACAAUUCCGAAAAGCAAAAAUGUAGUACUUGAAGAAGAAGUUGAAGUAGCCGUUAAUAAGAAGCCAGUUAUACGUGGACGUAAAGUUGGUCAAUUGGCUAAAUUAUUUGAAGAAAGGAAUGAAGGGUUUAAGAUUUUGAAUAAUUUAUAG
Molecule: messenger RNA, 1947 nt
Organism: Lodderomyces jiufengensis
Lineage: Eukaryota; Fungi; Ascomycota; Pichiomycetes; Serinales; Debaryomycetaceae
Gene: ECM25
Product: Ecm25p
Exons: 1
Coding region: 1-1947 (648 amino acids)
Biological process (GO): signal transduction
Source: RefSeq, a predicted model, not a curated record